Molecule: messenger RNA, 582 nt
Organism: Cryptococcus deneoformans JEC21
Lineage: Eukaryota; Fungi; Basidiomycota; Tremellomycetes; Tremellales; Cryptococcaceae
Product: expressed protein
Exons: 2
Coding region: 58-543 (161 amino acids)
Source: RefSeq, a predicted model, not a curated record
CCAAGUUGUCCAAGAGCGAGCCUGGUCAAGUCCUAUCCAUACAUAUAUACCUUCGAAAUGUCCAGAGCUCGUACUAUCGGAAAGCGCCUAACGAAUCUCCCUAUCAUCCCCAUUCCCAUCACUCGUUCUGGUAACAACAAGCCCAAGUCACUUCAGAAGACAAAACGAACUUUCCAACCCAACUUGACUCGUGUUGACUGGCCGGUCACCGUCUUGGGCGGACCAGUGCCAAUCGAUAGGACCAAGGAGCAGUCAUUGCCAAAACUCGAGGGCAUCUUAAUGCAAGUGAGAAAGAUAAGAGAUGUUGAAAAGGCCGGUGGUAUCGAGGGAUUAUUGCUUUCACGACGGUCAAAAGACCUCACACCAUAUGGUGCUUCCCUCCGAGCACAACUAUUUGAGUCUCUCCACGAAAUCAGACGCGAGAUGGAAGGCCAGGCAGAACUGUCGCGUUUGGGAGUCGAGGAAGAGAGGCUGCGUUUGGAAGACGGCAGCCCGUUGGCGAACACAGGAGCAUCACAAGAGAGUGUGUCAGAAGGAAGAUGAUUGAUAGAUGCAGUAUAUUAUCGCAUUUGCGGUGAUCUG